GGAUUACUGUUAUGGGAAGUUCCUGAUAUCAGUCCCUCUGUAUAUAGGUUCAGGUCCAUGCACUCUCUACACACAAGUAUUAAGAUUUCAGCCUCAUAAAGAGAAGACUUGAAUCCUAAAGACCGGACCAGUUCAUCAUGGCACUCAAUUCAUUCUCAGCUUCAGAAACCUCAACUCAUCUUCUUCAUCCUCCUCCUCAUCUUCAUCUAAGAAGUCAUCACUAUCCUCUUCCGUAAGGAAAUUGGGGAACUUAUGUUGCUGCUGGUAUUUAUUAAUGGGUUUGGAGCAUUGGUGAUGAUGUCGAUUUCAACGAGGACAGGAAAGAAGGGAAGGAAAAAAAACAAAAACAAAAAAAAAUAGCUCUGCUGCUGGGAGUCGAACCACCAAAUUGUGCUACAGUGGAUUUGUCGUGUAGUAUUGGGAUGAAUACUGAAAGGAUGAAAAUACUUUUGAAAAGUUAACGGGAUUAAUGUUUUUUACUGUUGCUAGGUACGAAUAUUGGGUCGGGCUUAAAUCAUCCAGUCCCAUUUUUAUAUUUUUCAAUCUUCUUUCUUUUAUCACUUAGAAGCUUGGGAGCUUACGGUUUCAUGUUCUAUUUCACUCCUCGAUGGGGGUUCUUUACAAAACAUAAGUAUAAAAGUUAAUAGUUCGGAAAAAUUCAGGCACUGUUUGGGUAAGUACGUCAUAAGUGAUAACUGAGAUCCCCUCGACUCGCCGCAAUGAGUCGGCGUUGGACUGCGAGUUAUACCCUGCUCCCAAAGGCCAAAAAGGGAAAACAAAGCCCAGACGAUUUGUCGGAGGACCAGCUCCGUCAGAUCUACACAUUGGUUCCGGACGCGGGUUUCCUAAUAGGAAAAAAUGAGAGGGAUCAGACCAAAAUGGAAGAGGAUAAGUAUGAUGAAGACAGCGUCAAAGCAAUUUUUUCUGAGCUGCCAGGUUAUGAAGACACGAGUAUGGUACCAAGAUCAUCUUCAGAUUUCUCAGAGCACCAGCUCCGUCAGCUCUUCGACUUGGAUCCGGCACCUGGUCCUGAUGACAUGUUAGAAGAUAAGGAACCUAUAAAAUGGUUUGAGGUGGUUUGUAAGGUGUGUGGUUAUGUUGUGAGUGGCCUCCAGGAGGGUUCUAGCUUGCAGGAUUGUCGUGCCACCCAUGUACAUGCAUCAUGCCACCGCGAUUUUUUGCUUAAACUUCCUACAGGUAUUAAUCAAUGUCAUGAAGACACCAUGAGUAUGGCACCAAGACCAUCAUAUCACUCAGAGGCGGAGCUCCUUCGGAUCUACUUGGUGGAUUCAUACACUACUGGACAUAGGAGGUCUGCUGCGCCUCCUAGUGAGGAGCCUGUAGUGGUUUGGUAUGCAGUGAUUUGUAAGGUCUGUAAGAAGGAUGUAUAUACCACCAAGGAUUAUCCUAGCUUGCAGGAUAAUCCUUGGUUGCAAAAACAUGCUUUGAUGCACAGUGAGUACUUGUCAAUGGAUGGCCCUACAGUACCAGAUAUAGAUCUUGAAGCUUACGAGAACAAGCUGCUGAAAGGGUAUGAUGGAGGCUUUAGCUUGGAUAAAGAUGAUGCAUCUCUGCAGGAGGGAUUUGUAAAGAUUUGUUGGAGGUGUCUGUCUGAAAAUUGUAGCAGGGGUCCGCACAGAUAUGUUAUAUGAUGGAUUGUGUCGACUGUAAUGAAUCUGGUACCCACCUGUCUUGGAAUUGUCCUACAGGAAAUUGGGAAUCUGGACAGCCUACACCGUGCAACCGCUCGGACUGAAAUGAAGGAAUUAGUAAUUAGAACCUUUUAGAGAAUGCAUCUAUAUAUGGGUGCCUGAGUUGCCCCAAGCUGUAUGCAUGGUUUAUUAUGUCUUGUUAACUUGUGAAUAUGAUUUGGUAUAACUUGUGAGAUUGUUGGAGUCAUGUUGACUGAUUGUUCAUUUUUAUCCGGAUGACAAUGUGUCAUUACAUG
Molecule: messenger RNA, 1948 nt
Organism: Rosa rugosa (rugosa rose)
Lineage: Eukaryota; Viridiplantae; Streptophyta; Magnoliopsida; Rosales; Rosaceae
Exons: 4
Coding region: 720-1652 (310 amino acids)
Source: RefSeq, a predicted model, not a curated record